Messenger RNA from Anopheles darlingi, 1948 nucleotides. RefSeq names its product nudC domain-containing protein 1. The record is from RefSeq and is a predicted model, not a curated record. Bases 55 to 1875 code for a protein of 606 amino acids. Lineage: Eukaryota; Metazoa; Arthropoda; Insecta; Diptera; Culicidae. The transcript has a single exon.
GUUGUGUUUGACGACGCGUGCUGACGCCGUUUCAAAAACCGUUUCGCUUUCAGGAUGCGGUACACCGAGCUGCGACCGGAUCCGCAGCUACUGAAACCGAACUACGGUGGGUUUAAGCUAUCGCUCGAUACCGUACCGGUCCUGCGGACCGAACUCCCGCCGGCACAGCGACCACACCGGGUACGACCGAACGCUCACCGGCAGUACUCGUACCUACACGCACGCCUGUUCGGUCUCCAGAACCAUCUCGUGCGCGAUCCGUGGGCUAGCGCGGACGGGGCCUGUCUCUACUACGUCGAUGUGUCCGGUACGGUGCAGCGCGUCCAGUACCGGCCCUCUGCCGGUCGGCUGUCCCCGAGCUGUCCCGUCUAUCGGUUCACUUUGCCAUCAACAACAGCAACAACCGACACGUCCGAUCCGUACAAUGUUUCGCUCGUGUUCGCCUCGGAACGGCUCUGCCUGCUGGCCGAUGGUCACGGUACGAUCAGCGUACUGCAGACGGGCGACCGGAAUACGACGACGGCGACGACGCCCUGGGUAGCGGAGUCCGUGCGCUCGGCGGACCCCGGAGAAGAUGCGAACCGAUUGCUGCCAGCCGCCGGUAGCGUACUGCUCGAUGCACGCCUCAUCCAGCCACCGGACGGCUCCGGACAGCAGCAGCUGCUACACUGUAUCGCGCUGCAGGUCGACCAACUCCCAGCGAAACCCUCCGAGACGGUGCUACACUGGUUCACGCUCGAGCUCGAGUCCGGUCCGGCCGGUGGCGGCGGCGGCGGCGGCGGCUGCUGGACCGUACGUUCGAGCUGUCAGCUGCGUAGCGCUGGUUAUCCCCGGUACUGCACCCUCGAUCACGACUGUACGGGACUGCUGGUGGCCAGCGAUAAACCGUUCACCUUCACCGAGGACACCGAGUAUCCGAUCACCGAGCCGGACCGGAGCGAAGAACCGGCAAACGGGCCCGAGCCAGCGAUGAUGCUGGAUGGUUCCGCCGGGCUCAGCUGGAGCCAAACCAUGGUCGACAUUAGAAUCUGCUGCAGCAAACAGGACGGCACCAGCUGGCAGCUGGCCACUGGCGAAACGGCCUUCCAGCUAACGGCGAACGGGAAACUGGUGCUGACCGGAACGCAACUGUUUGCCGCCACCAGCGGAACACCGAGCACACACGAGACGGACACGACCCUGGAGCUGGUGCUGGAGAAAGCGGAGAAGGAGACGGUGUGGCCCCGGCUGUACGAGGGUGGACCGGAGGAAACGAUUGUCGCCGGGCCGGACGCCGAUUUACCGCCGGCGCCCGAUCUGGAGGCGAUGCUCGAGGAGUGUGAUUACGGUGAUGGCGGGGAGGGCAGUGAGGAGCAGUAUUUUACGUUGGAACGGUUGGAUCGCCGGCUGCAUCGCGUCACCGACCGGGCGUCACUCGGUAGCCAGCCACCGCUGUUUGCGAUGCGCCUGCAACCGGCGGCACCGGCCGCCAUCGUCGUGCGCCAUCAUGUGGAUGCUUGCGUUUGGCAACCGGCCACGGAGGCCACCGGUACCGAUACCGGGGCCUGGAAUCUGCGGCACGAGGGCACCCUGCACACGUUCGGGUACGUGCAGGCGUCGAAACGGCAGCAAAAGUAUCUGGCCGCGUCGCCGGAUCUCGGUUACGCGACCAUCUGUGAGUCGGAGCGGAUGGUUUCGAUCUACCGGUUGAACUAUGGCGGUGGCGGCGGUGCCGUGCUGCGCCGUCGCCAUGGACCGCAGGUUUCGGUGGGUCAGCAGCAUCUGAUCUUCCUGGAGGAUACGACCGAGAUACUGGGUGUUUGCUGUGAGAGCGAGGCGAUCGUGCUGCUGCUCGAGGAUGCCCUCGUCACGCUGCAGCUCACGAUCGAAGAGUGAAGCCAGGAGGCAAAGGUUAAUAAUUGUAAUAAAACUAGUAAUAAUGUGCUUUGUAAUAAACUAAAACAACACU